Molecule: messenger RNA, 1233 nt
Organism: Exserohilum turcica Et28A
Lineage: Eukaryota; Fungi; Ascomycota; Dothideomycetes; Pleosporales; Pleosporaceae
Exons: 2
Coding region: 1-1233 (410 amino acids)
Source: RefSeq, a predicted model, not a curated record
AUGUCCAACCUAUCGAAUGACUCCAGUGCGCAAACUGGUCACGUACCACCACGAGAAGAAGUACAUCAUCAGGCGCUCCUGCGAAUGCGAAAUCUUCACGACAUGCGCAAGUUUACACAAGAAAACAAUAAGACAGAGGGCAUGCUUUGGACAUCGACUACACAACUCCGCAACCUCGAGAGACAAUGCUUUCCCCAUAGAGCGCAUGGAUUGAGGCUCGCGAAUAUGACUGAUGAAGACACGGUUCAAGAAGCCCAGGCCGCGCAGAAGUGGCUGUUUGGCAUCCUCGAGUAUCACAAUAGGGUCAUGAUGCCUCAACAAGACCUGGGUACCUUCACGCUUGCUGUGGGGAAGCAAAUGCGAGGUCAACAACAGAACUGGACAGAGAAAGAAAGACUUUACAUGGCUCUUACAGACCAUGAGCUGCCUUCACCCAAAGACCGCUUACAAGCGGCAUUCAUGAUCGUACUCCAUCUCAAUCUUGCCAAGAAUCUCAGCGAUAUUAGCAGCAUCGCUAAAACACAUAGCGAGCGCCUGCAGCGGAGGGCAGAAAUUGAAAGCAAAUUUCUGCAUACGCUUGAGAAGAUUUCAGAAAGGGUGGAGUCGAUUCUGAUCGACCAGUUCGCAUGCGCUAUACCUUUGUCACACACUGCCGGCCCCGGAAACGGUACUGGAGCCAUUGACGGUGACUCCGGGUAUUGCCCCAUCUGCCAGAACUCUUACAGCGCCUUUUCCGAAUUCUCCAUCGACGAACUUGUUGCCGACUAUCCUGUACGCAUAAAGUACUGUGGCCAUAUCGUUGGAAAGGCGUGUCUAGAGCAGUGGUUGAUGACGCCAAAAAUUGACGAAGCCAAGUACCCGUAUCGGACCUGUCCACUGUGUCGCGUCCAAGUGGAAGGCGUUAAGUACCCAUCUGUGCCCCGUGGCUUGACAAAUCAUGUCAACAAGGACCGGAGGAGCCUAGAGGUUUGCCGUGAACUUGUAUACGGCUUUGGUCUGGACCCAGAAGAGUGCCUCCUUGCAAUAGUUGCAUGUAUGAGCGAGGAGAUUGCAUGUACGGAGCUGCUCCAUGAGAUUGAGCGCAGAGGCGGUAACAAGGCACAUGAGCACGCGCUGAAGAAGAAGCUGGAGGAUUUGCGCAUGGAGAAGUGGGCAUGGGGCUUCAGGGGAAAUGGGGUGUGGGAUGUGCUGAGAAGAGAAUGGAUGACCAGUGGCGUUGUCCACAGGGUCUGA